Molecule: messenger RNA, 3312 nt
Organism: Schistocerca cancellata (South American locust)
Lineage: Eukaryota; Metazoa; Arthropoda; Insecta; Orthoptera; Acrididae
Gene: dnr1
Product: E3 ubiquitin-protein ligase MYLIP
Exons: 7
Coding region: 145-1497 (450 amino acids)
Biological process (GO): ubiquitin-dependent protein catabolic process
Cellular component (GO): cytoskeleton
Molecular function (GO): ubiquitin-protein transferase activity
Source: RefSeq, a predicted model, not a curated record
CUUUGUGUUCUGUAGUCAGUCUGCGCUUGCAAAGUAUAGGGGACAGAUGAUGGUAAUGGGAGUGCGUGCUACUAAGCGGCUUGUUUGGUGGAUAUAUAAAAGUAAGACAACGAACAGUUCUUCUAAAGAUAUUGUAAGACUUUAAUGACUGCACAUAACCAAAGCAAGAUGUGGUGCUUAGUGAGUCAACCUAAUGCUGUGAUAUUGGAGGUGGAGGUAGAUCCCAAGGCGAGGGGACAGGAAUGUCUCGAAAAGGUGUGCCAGUACCUUGGCAUUGGUAACGAGGCUGAUUAUUUUGGACUGAAGUACCACUGCUCUAAAGGGGAAGAACUGUGGUUAAAUCUUCGUAAUCCUAUUGAGAGACAAGUGGGAGGUGUUCCUCCAUACCGUUUUGCUCUCAGAGUAAAAUUUUGGGUGCCUCCACACCUUUUGCUGCAAGACACAACCAGGCAUCAGUUUUAUCUUCAUUCCCGGUUGGAUCUUUUGGAGGGCCGCCUGAAGGUUCCAGAUUCAUUAGUAGCUGCUAAAUUGGCAGCUUGGAUGGCACAGGCAGAAUCUGGUGAUUAUGAUCCUCAGUCGUGUCCCCAAAGCGUUUACGCCCAAUACUGCCAGCUAGGUGGUGUCAAUACCUCGAGGCCCCAAGACUUUAUUCAGAUGAUUGCUGCACAGCAUCGUGAACUUAAGGGCAAUAAGCAGUCGGCAGCUGAGUACUGGCUCCUCAAGGAGGUGUCUUAUCUUGAAGAUUUUGGUGAGGAGGUAUUUCAAACAAAAACGAGCAAUGGUGGAAGAUGCAGUCUCGGAGUUGGUCCACACGGGCUCAGUGUAUAUCAUCCAGAUUCAACAAAACAAAGCAUACCAUACACAGCCAUCCAAAGUGCUGCCUCACAGCGACGUUCUUUCCAUCUUCUGUACCUAGAUCUUGACAGCAAUGAGGCAACACUUGAUCUGAAACUGGAAACAUCACAGGCAGCGAGUGGUCUGUACCGUGCUAUCACCGAAAAGCAUGCCUUCUAUAGUUGUGAGACAGUACGCAGUGCAGUUACAGCUCAAUUCAUAAGGGAUUUAAAGGGCACAAUUGUGUCCAUAUUUAAUGAGGAUACUUCUCUUGGGAAGAAAUACGUGUUUGACAUACGACGUACCUGCAGAGAAGUCUAUGACAAUGCAAGGAGGGCAUUGUAUCAGUCUGCAAGUUCAACUUUUCCCCCACCAGAGGAAAGUCCAGAGCAGCAGAUACACAAUACUCCAGAACAGUGUGACAACUGUGUAGAUGAAAAAUGCAAGUCAUCACAGCGGAAGUUUGCGCGGUUGCUGGAAGCAAUGUCUUGCCGUAUCUGCAUGGACAGGGGCAUUGAUACUGCAUUUUUUCCCUGUGCACAUGUUAUAGCAUGUAGUGAAUGUGCUGCCCGUUGUGAUCGCUGCCCACUUUGCCGUGCAGAAAUAGAUCAAGCGAAGAGGAUUUACUUGCCCGUAGAACUGCAACAGCUUCCAACCUGUUAGAAUAAAUCGACAAUACUCUUUCGUUAAAGUGUGCUCUCAGAUGUGAUGCUCUUGGACCAUACACCCUGCAUGUGAUGGGCAAUGUGUAAUUGUGAAAGAACACAAGUUGUACACGUGCAGUUACAUUCCUGUUAAUUUUAAUCACUCCUGAAAGUUAGUGUCUUUAUAGUGCCUGUAAUCUACAUAAACAUGAUCACCUGAAGCAUUUACAAAAGGGAUAAAAGAAUGUUGUGCAGUGUGGAUAUAAAAUGACAGUUUUAGGACGUGAAGUGUAAAACUGUAUGCCUUAAACAUGCAGUUUAAUGAAGGUGAACUGCCAAAAAACUAAUAGUAAUAGUUUUAAAACAUGACUGGUGAUAUUUCAGACUGACAGUAGUGACAGGAUGUUAUAUGCAAAGUGAAAAACAGUACAGAAUGUGCUGCAGCCUCUAAUAAAUUAAACAAAUUAAGUAGAAUGUGUGUAAAGUUAAAAGCACUGGUGAUGUGCUAUGAGCAGCUCUUCAGAAAAAAUAUUUUAAAAUAUUUAACAUUGCUCCAAGUGAUUUAAAUUUACACUGCAAAGGGCAAGUUUGAGUAUUCAUAUCUCAGGGACACAAGCUGCAACUUGGAAUCUGUAUCUGUUAAUGAAUGCAAGUACUGUCGGAUUCCUUUUAGGAAAAUGUGUAAAGUUAAUUUCAGUAUUGUGCAUAACCAUUUUAUACUUUCUUGCCUCGUUAAAAAAACUGAACUGACAGCAUUUAUAGUACCUGAUUGUGCGUAUCCAUGCACUUAAUUGAAAGUAAAACUUUACAUUGUCCUCAGAAAAUAUUUUACUCUGAAGUGGCAAAGAAAUUUUGAAUAAUGAAUGGUUUAAAUGGAAAUUAAAAUCUUAAAAAUGUAAACAUUUCCUUAUUACUAAAUACAAAACAGUUGUACUGUAUGUGGAGUAAUUCUUUACACCUUAAUGUGUUACGUGAUACUGAGGGGCAAUAGAAAGAUACAAAUGUCAGUUCAGUUUUAAUUAUUUGCAAAUAUAAAAAACGACUAAAAUUUAUAGAAAGUGCUUAGCAGUGUCCUGUCAAGCAGUUUUGUUCGCAGAAAAUUACAGUAUUAUAGAUGUAACAUUUUUCUUCUGUACAGUGGAGGACAAUAAUGGAAGUGAUAACUAUUUAAUUGUAACAUUUUAUAAGAGGAAUAGUGUGUGUGUGUGUGUGUGUGUGUGUGUGUGUGUGUGUGUGUGUGUGUAAUUUUUUACAUUGUAGGGAAUAAUCAGAAGAAAAAUGUUUCCUCCUCAAAUAUAUGGAAUUAGGUAAGGGAAAAAUAUCAAUGCAAUGCCAGAAUAAAAAUCAAUGCAAUUAUCUUUGUAAGGCAACCUGUAUAUUAAAAUUGUCGCUUCAGCGGUCAGAUUACCAUUAAACCUUUAAUGCUCAACAGUUUUAGUAACCAGAUUAGAUCAGUGAUUCAAUUUUGAAAGUAUUUUUAAAUAUACUCAGCUUUGUUGUAGUUCUCUAGUAGUCAUCUGAUUUUACUUCAAAUGGAAAAAUAGAAAAUACAUGUGCUGAAGUGAGAAUUUUGUAUAAUACAGAAUUAUUAAUAUAUUUGUUUGUGCAUUUAAUUUUUCUUUUAUAAUGUUGUCAAAUGAAUGUGUGAUUGUAGAAUCUCAGUGUUAUGUGUGAUAUUUUUUCUCAGUUCUAGAGAAGGUGGAACUGAGGAAAUUUUGUGUGAUCUUUUUAAUGAAUUUUUCAUUAAAUGUGACCUGUAUCAGAUCUUAAUAAAUGAAUAUAUAAAUGGACUGCUUGUGCAAACAAUACCAAUAAAAUAUAUGGUGUUCAUAAA